UUUUUUAAACAGACUGUGAAUUAAUUGUCGUCUAAAUUUCUUUGUUUCCUCUUUGUUUUCUCAAUUCAUUAAUUCAAUUGAUUUUCACAUCUCAGCUUUCUCUCUGUAUCUCUCUGUGUGUGUCCAACAAUCAGUUAAUUAUGAAGCCCAAGCCCAAGAUGAUCAAUUCUGGAAAAGAGAAUGAGAUUACCGAUUUAUACUCUAGAUUUAAGAAACUUCAACGACAAUUAGAAUUUCUUCAAGUUCAAGAAGAAUAUAUCAAAGAUGAACAGAAGAAUUUGAAAAAGGAGUAUCUUCAUGCUCAAGAGGAGGUGAAACGAAUCCAAAGUGUCCCCUUGGUGAUUGGACAAUUUAUGGAAGCGAUUGAUGCUAAUUAUGGUAUUGUUGGUUCUACAACUGGUUCUAAUUACUAUGUUCGUAUAUUCAGUACACUUGAUCGGGAAUUACUCAAACCAGCGGCUUCGGUUGCCCUUCACAAACACAGCAAUGCCUUGGUUCUCAUUUUACCGCCUGAAGGCGAUUCAGCAAUCAACAUGUUAUUACCAGAGGAAAAGCCCGAUGUCAAUUAUACCGAUGUUGGAGGUUUAGAUGUUCAGAAACAAGAGAUUCGAGAGACUGUUGAAUUACCAUUAACUCAUUUCGAGUUAUAUAAACAGAUUGGAAUUGACCCUCCUCGUGGUGUACUUUUGUAUGGACCUCCAGGUUGUGGUAAGACAAUGUUGGCUAAAGCAGUUGCUCAUCACACCACCGCUGCUUUUAUCCGAGUUGUUGGCUCAGAAUUUGUUCAGAAAUAUCUUGGUGAAGGUCCUCGAAUGGUUCGUGAUGUCUUUAGAUUGGCAAGAGAAAACGCUCCAGCCAUUAUAUUUAUCGAUGAGAUCGAUGCAAUUGCAACCAGGAGGUUUGACGCUCAAACUGGUGCUGAUCGGGAGGUUCAGAGAAUCUUAUUAGAACUAUUGAAUCAAAUGGAUGGAUUUGAUCAGACAAUUAACGUAAAGGUGAUUAUGGCCACAAAUCGAGCAGAUACUCUUGAUCCGGCUUUACUUCGUCCUGGUCGAUUAGAUAGAAAGAUUGAAUUCCCAUUGCCCGAUCGUCGGCAAAAACGACUUGUCUUUCAAACCGUAACUGCGAAAAUGAAUUUGAGUCCAGAGGUUGAUCUUGAAGAUUACGCAGCUCGACCCGAUCGUAUAUCAGGUGCCGAUAUAAACUGUAUAUGCCAAGAAGCGGGGAUGCAUGCGAUUCGUGAGAAUCGUUAUAUUAUCGUUCCUAAAGAUUUCGAGAAAGGAUUUAAAAAUAACAGUAAAAAAGAUGAAACCGAACAAGAUUUUUACAAAUAGAUUAACAAUCGAUAAUCAAUCUUAUAUCCUAACACAAAUUACACAAAGGAAAACAACAUAUCUUAAAUAAACAAAAAGGAAUAAAAAAA
Messenger RNA from Panonychus citri (citrus red mite), 1423 nucleotides. RefSeq names its product 26S proteasome regulatory subunit 6B-like. The transcript has 2 exons. The coding region runs from base 141 to 1334 and encodes 397 amino acids. NCBI's taxonomy places the organism in Eukaryota, Metazoa, Arthropoda, Arachnida, Trombidiformes, Tetranychidae. The record is from RefSeq and is a predicted model, not a curated record. Gene Ontology annotation, biological process: proteasome-mediated ubiquitin-dependent protein catabolic process. Gene Ontology annotation, cellular component: proteasome regulatory particle, base subcomplex. Gene Ontology annotation, molecular function: ATP hydrolysis activity; proteasome-activating activity; ATP binding.